AUGGAAAGCUGUAAUCCGGCUUCGACGCCAAUGGAACCAGGAACAAAACUGUCAAAAUUUGAUGGAGGAGAACGUGUCGAAGCAGGAAAAUAUCGAAGUUUGGUAGGAAGUCUUCGCUAUCUCACAUAUACAAGACCAGACAUCCCAUUAAGUUUAGGUAUUGUAAGUCGAUUCAUGGAGGAGCCAGUUUACACACAUUGGAAAGCAUUGAAGCGAAUUCUGAGGUACAUCCAAGUAACAGUGUCACUUGGGAUGUUUUACUCGAAUUCAGACAAAUACAAGUUGGUUGGUUACUCUGACAGUGAUUGGUGCGGAGACAUAGACGAUCGAAAAAUCACUUCUGGAUAUGUGUUCUUCAUGGGAAAUACUGCAUUCACUUGGCUUUCUAAAAAGCAGCCAAUAGUAACACUUUCGACAUGUGAAGCAGAAUAUGUAGUAGCAUCCUGGUCAGCAAUUGAGUUAGCAAAGAAUCCAGUAAACCAUGAAAGGAGCAAACACAUUGACGUUCGCUUCCACUUCAUUCGAGAACACGUGAAGGAAGGAAAUGUCGAAUUGAAGCAUGUAGCAAGUAAGGACCAAGCAGCAGAUAUUUUCACAAAACCAUUAUCAAAGGAAAUCUUCGACAGAGGCAAGAAGUUGAUAGGCAUGAUGAAUAGAAGAAACAUUUAA
Molecule: messenger RNA, 669 nt
Organism: Lathyrus oleraceus (garden pea)
Lineage: Eukaryota; Viridiplantae; Streptophyta; Magnoliopsida; Fabales; Fabaceae
Product: secreted RxLR effector protein 161-like
Exons: 2
Coding region: 1-669 (222 amino acids)
Source: RefSeq, a predicted model, not a curated record